Messenger RNA from Alternaria rosae, 1096 nucleotides. RefSeq lists its product as uncharacterized. The transcript has 2 exons. Bases 1 to 837 code for a protein of 278 amino acids. Lineage: Eukaryota; Fungi; Ascomycota; Dothideomycetes; Pleosporales; Pleosporaceae. The record is from RefSeq and is a predicted model, not a curated record.
AUGGAGCCCUCGACUCAUGUUGCGCCCCCAGCAUCCCCCACGCUUGAACUCUCAGAUGAGAAAGAGCCACCAGCUCUUGCACAACCUACUUCAGGAGAAAUCGUACCACAUGGUCCUUUCCACGAUCUUAUUCCCGGGUACCCAAAGCUCGCUGGAAGAAUGGGCAUAAUGCCAGAGAUAGGCAUGUUCAGAAGAUUCGGCGCACUCAAUGCGCGCAGCCUCCUCUACUACCAGGACGAACUGGCGUACCUAGAGGAUCAGUUAAAGGAGGUGGGGGCUGAAGACGCAAAGAGCUCAGAGGGCAUGAAGUCGAUUAUCGCAGACGAUGCACUCAUUCAACAGUCCAGUAUACUCCAGAGCAUGAACGAGCCCAAUGCCUUCGAUCUCAUUUAUAUCCAGCACUUCUUAACGAGCGACCAAAUGAGAGUAAUUCCAGGCCCGGAACAAAUAAUCUGGGGCUCUUUCGACAGGCCCAAAGACUUCAGCGGAGAACUUGUCGUCCUCCGGGGUCAAAAGGAGAUGGAUCCCUUCUCGCGCAACAUGGGCGCAAGAGCUGUUGAUUGGAUUGUGAAGCUCGGUGGUAAGCGCUGGAAGAAGGUCGAUGCUCGCUUCGGAACUGUCGCUAUUGAUGAGGAUACCGUCAACAUGUUCACAUGUUGGAUCACGAGUGCCGUCGCUUCGAUUCUACUCGUUGGCCCAAUCUUCAUACUCGCCAACACCGAGUCUCUCGAUGCACAGCUAGCGACUAUUGCGGCAUCGAAUGUUCUUACUUCGGUUUGCUUGAUGUACUUCACUCGUGCACGUAGGACUGAUGAGUUUGCGAUCACUGCCGCGUAGGUAUAAUUGACAUCGCACGGAUACACUGAUGGCUGAUGCUGGUGUAGAUUCGCGGCGGUGCAAAUCUUUUCUAUGGUUGGAACACUGGACAAGAGGUCUCGAGAAGACGUGUAGGAGUCAGGGUGGUGGAAGUUGAAAGUAGCAAUAGAAAGAAUUAAACAUUGUAACCAGAGUGGGGUUGCAGAAGAUAUAACCUCAUCAACCUCCGAUGUCAGACAGAUAGCAGAGUCCAGGCAUCUACAACACCCCUCCAGCUAAG